UCUCGUUCCAAGAGUUGGGAUAAUGUUAUAUACAGCUGUUUUUCUCGGUUUUGAGAUUCAUGGUAGAAUGAGAGGAACCGAUAAGUAAAAUGUACAGCAAAUUCAUAUGUGGAUUAUAAAAACGCCUCCAGAGUCAUCAGUGAGUUUUUUUUUUAACCCACAGCUGCGUUUGAUGAGGUAAUGUCUAAGAAAUGUUCUCAUGUUAUUUCCAGUGGCAACCAGCAGUAGCUUCAGGCUCCACUAGUUGUGUUUUUAAUUUUUAAAUCCGGCACAGUCUUUGGCUGGUGCCUGCGGCUCUUCGUACAAGUUGUGAGAAGCCAUGAGGACGGUGGAGCAACUCUAUCGGAAGGGCUCGUUGCUGUGCCGUUCAGCGGGGCGGCUCCGAUCAAAAAGUCUCCGUGUGAUUGAGUGUAUCCUUGAAUGGGGCGGUGUGUUUUGAUCUCGGCUGCCUUUGCGCAACAACUGUUUCUGAGCCAUCUGUGCCGUCAGGGGGUCUGCGGUCCGACCGGCGGAGGGACUCUGGGCUUCCGUGCUCCGUGGUGAACGCAGACCGGUCCACUUUGGUUGCAUGUGACGUGACUUUGGGAAGAUUAUGGUUCGGGGGGGCCUGCUGCAGUGUCGCCGCUGCUCCGAAAACAAAGGAAACGACUGUUGCUUCUUUUAUUUCACUCCUGCGGCCGCUCUGACACAAGCACUGAGAGUGUGAAGUAGCCAACAGCCGCUUGAGUCAAAGUUGAUAGUUUAGUGUUGAGUUUAUGAACAACGCCUGCGCAAUUUGUACACACACCCGUGCGCGCGAGCUCCCUCCGAGUCCUUUUUACUCAGUUUAAAGUCUGAUUCUUUAAUUUCACUACUUGUCUGCGUUCCGGCGCACUGUGGCUGGAUGUGUGAGGAUGGUGGAGAGCCAGGGUUGUGUGCACAGAGAGGGGGUGUACCGUUGGUUCUCCUCCCUCACCUCAGCCCAGAGGGCAGAGUUCCUGUGCGGCCUGCUGGACCUCUGCGUCCCCAUCGAGCUCCGUUUCUUGGGCUCCUGCUUGGAGGACUUGGCUCGCAAGGACUACCACUCUCUGCGGGAUGCGGAGAUCAAAGCCAACAACCCCACCGACCUGUCGGGCCUCACUAACAUCACAGACGAGGUGGUGCGCAGCAAGCUGUUGGUGUCACUCGCCUUGCUCGGCUCGGACAACCGGGAGGCUGCGGGGGUCCUCUACCGGACCCUGACGCACAUAGACACGGUGAUCAAUAACUACGGCUUGGCGCUGAACGACGGGAGGACAGAAGAGCAGUUUCUGCUGCUGUUCACCAUGGCAUCUAACCACCCCGCCUUCAGCUUCCACCAGAAGCAGGUGCUGAGGCAGCAGCUUAGCCAGAUCCAGGACAUCCUGCAGGCAAGCAGUGGUGGCGGAAGGGGAGCAGGAGGAGGAGAAGCUCAGACUGCAGGGCCCAGCGGUGAACGAGCCGCCAUCUGUUACUCUCAGCCGCAUCACCACCAUCAUCACCAUCAGGCUGUCUCCCUGCCUCUCCCCCCCCUGUCCCCGGCUGCCUGCUCCCUGCCUGAUGCCAGCACUGCCUACCUGCCUCUGUCCACCUGCCAAGCCUGCCUCACACACUGCACCUGCUGGCACAAGAGCCAGAACAGAGAGACCGGCACAGUGUUGGGAGCUUCUGUCGGACAGGGAGACCAGUCAGUCAGCCAGGACCUGACUCCUCCUCAUCAAGACCUCCGUCCUCCCCCUCCUCCUCCCCCUCCUCCACCUCCCCCUCCACCUCCACCACCACCUCCUCUACCACCACCUCGUCUGCCUCCAUCUCUACCUGCUGGGCAAAGCCAGGAUGCAGCAGCUAAGAGCCAGCAGGGGAAAGCUGGAAAAGCGGUGAUUGAAAGGGUUGUGCUGAAAGGAGUUCCCCAAAAGGCUGAAGAAUCCAGCGAGUACAGGUUCGAGGUUAGCUGGUCCGAUGGGUUGGUGAUAUCCGUGGUCAGAACUCAGCAGGAGGUGGCAGAGCUGAUGUCCCAGCUGUCACAAGCAUUUCCUGAGGGCGUGGAGAAGUUCCCCUCUCAGUCCAUGGAGCUGGAUCCCAGGUGUCUGACAGCCCUCCCCUGCCACGUCCUCCAGCACCACAGUGUCCAGCUGUUCUUCACCUCCACCAGGCCUCUCUCACCCAACUCUCCCUCCUCUCCCCUCUCCACCAUACCCCCACUACCACCUUCCCUACCGACCUCUCCUGUAGCUCCAUCCUGCCCGUUCACCUCCAGCUCCAAUCUUGGCUGUAUGAUGCAGUACAGAGGAAGUAGCAGGGUGAUGUACAGAGUGGCCAGCGUCCAGCCCGUCAUCAGCACCCACAACUCCGUCUUGACUCGCUCCACUCCACACCUCUCCUCCCUCUCCUCCCUCUCCUCGCCGCCUCCUGCUCUCCCAUCCUCCAUACCUCCUCCCCAGCACUCCCCGCAGCCCUCCUCUCUCCCUCCCCCUGUGCCGGCCCUGCCAACACGUGGCUCUGCAGGAAGCGGCGGCGACAGCUCCUCCCAGCCGCAUCCCCAGCACAGUCAUCCGCACUUGUACCCGCAGCCCUCCCAGCAUCUCCUUCAUCCACAAGCCAGCAGCCAGACCAGUACACAGCCUCAGACUCUGCACCUGUCCCAUUCACAUCCACAGUCCCGUUCUCAGUCCCAUAAUCAAUCAGUCUCCCAGUCUCAGUCCAGUACACCAGAGCAGAACGGCAUCCUGGACUGGCUCCGCAGGCUCCGGCUCCAUAAGUAUUACCCUGUCUUCAAACAGCUCACCAUGGAGGAGUUUUUAGCUCUGACAGAGGAGGACCUAAACAAGUACGACCUGACCCAAGGAGCGAAGAAGAAACUCAAGACCCAACUAGAGCUCCAAAAGUCUGCAGACAGGGAGAUGAAGAUGGAGAAGCGGCCUUGCAGUGGCAUUGCCAGGGUGACACCAUCCAGUCACAUGGGACCCUCAGCUCACCCCACCUCCAGUGCAGGAGAACUACGAGUGGAGGUGGACGCCGUGCCGCACCACCACCACCCAGUCUCCACAGAUAGCAGCUCAUCCUCAGGCUACUCCAGCUCUUCCUGCUCCCCUCGGACCCCACACAACUGUGACUCCACCUUUGACCGGACCAGAGACAUUCACAGACGUGUGUUGGCUCCAGACGUAGCAGGAAGUGGUCCAGAGAAGGACCGGUCUUGCCUGUUUAUUCUGAACUCCAGCUGCCCCGCAGGCUCCAGUCGCCCCACAGCCCAGGUCCUGCCCGUCCAAACCGAUCCAGCUCCUCCUUUCCCUCCCUCCUGCUCCUCCCACCUCCCCUUCGGCGUCCCGCAAUCUGCCUACCACCCACAGGCCAGUUACCCACAGGCGCUGCUCUCCCCGGUCUCAAACCCAGCACGCAUCCUCACCUCCCCACGCAAGCCCAGGCCCCCUCCGCUGGCCACAGAGGACAGGACAAAGCCGCUCGGCUCGGGACUUCCUGCAGCCGGAGCAAGCUUCAGUUCAGGGCUCGGGGUGGGAGCUGGGGUGGGGGUGAGGCGGGAAAACCUGCUUCCUCGGGUCAACAUGGACGGCUCCUCUGGACUCCAAGACUCUGCGGUUUGUCGUGGUCUUGCGGGAGGUGCUGUGGGUCUGAUGGUAGAAACCAGUUGUGCUCUGACUUCCACCUCAAACAGCCACCACCACGUCUCCCACCCCCCUGUCCACUUCCAUCUCUCAUCCUCUUCCUCCCCUUCUCCAUCUGGAUAUUACUCUUACCCUCCUGUGUCCUCGCCCUCCUUCCCCUCUUUCCCCUCCUCCUCCUCCUGCAACUCCUCAAAAUCUGCCUCUCAGACUGGCAACUCCAGUAGUGGAGGUAGCUAUGGUCCUAUGGCAACAGCAAGCACAGUUCCUGUGGCUGCGGUCCCGGGGAACACUUAUUACCCACCCCAGCCUACCUCCAGCCCCUCUCCUUCCCCCUCCUCUGCUUCUUUAUUGGAUCAAAGUUCUGGUCACAGUCCUUCCGUGUGUGUUUGCAGCUCUUGCGGUUGUCGGGGGAACUGCGGCUCCUACGGGGCAUUGCCCGGAUACGCCGCAGCCGGCUACCUGCAGCCAUUUUCGGCCGGGCCCUCCCUCUUCACCCUGGGUCCUCUGCUCCAUCUCAGCCCCCUGAUAGCAUCGUCCAGCACUGCGGGCACCGGUGCUGCACCCUUCUCCUACCCAAUGAUGGUACCACCGCCUCUCUACCGCCACAGCCCUCUGUCACAUGACCAGCAGCAGGGCUUCGGCUUUUACCAGCCCCAUAGCUUCAUGGGAAAUGGGGGGCAGAAAAGAACAGCAGGGAACCUGUCGUGCUAUAACUGCGGUGCCAACGGACACAGAGCAGAGGACUGCAAGCAGCCACCUAUGGAUUCAGCACAGCCAGGGACGUUUCGGCUGAAGUACACUCCUCACGCCGACAGUAAGGACUCAGGGGACUAAGCGGCAGAAACGGCACUGGAUUUGAACUCCAGACAAAACUGUACCUCAUGGUCUCGCUGAAGCCAACAGGCAGCAGCUGCAGAGUUUUAAAAAUAAAAAAAAAGGGACGAGGAGACGAACUGCCUGCUUCAGAGAGCAGGGGUGCACUGUUAGUCUGUUCAAAGACUGCUGAGUUGAAUCUUUUGUAUUCUCUUUUUUCCCUUUUUUUUUAACCAAAGCUUACAAAGAGAUUAGAGGAGAAUGAAGAAGAUCUUAGGACGUCUAUAAACUCUGCUAUGCUUGAUCUCAGAGAUGUAGCUGAAAGUCAUCAUCCUCAGAGAAAACGCUACAGACAGACAAUCGGGCACAUUACCCACAGUGCCGUCUGAAAAUUAGCUUCUCAGCCAAAGGAUUUACAGUGACAGGUACAGCACUCCAGAUGUCUUCCACAGUGCUCAGCCUCUUGCUUGUUUGUAAGCACCAGUGUUGUCCUUCCUUUGACAGGAUCUGCUGAUGUACAACGUCUCAUACUGCCACAACUAGUAGUUCGGGUGUUGGCUCAUUGCUUUUCACGGCCUGCACGUCAACACGACGAGUCCACUUUAAUCCAAGAGACUGAUUGCUCUGAUUGAAAAGCAGUCUGUAGAUCUAGCAGUACAGUUUUAAAGUUGAUCAUGACCAAAUCCUGAUACCCAACUUUAUGGUGACUGUAUUCAUAUAUUCAGCAGGAUUCAAACUCUGGUUGAUUUUAAAAAUGUCCUCAUUCUAAAUACUGGUUAAAUAUUCCAAAGUUUAUUCAUUUGCUUUGUUUUGGUCAAGCAAGCUUCACACAUCUCAUCCACAGGCAGGGAUGAAAUACCUGAUUUGAGCUGGUGCUUUACCUCCCGUACACCUGACUGCAUACAGGUGUGCGCAGAGCUGUGAGGCCUACAGCUGCAUGUCUCAGCCACAUUUAAGCCGGACUGGAUAGAUUUAAAUGAUAAACUGGAACCCAUCUUCAGCAACUGGAGAUCAAAGAGGAAAACUUGUGUCUGUGGUGCCUCUUCAGUGGGAGACUGUCUGUAAAGAUGGACACCCUGAUGCCCCCUGAAACAAGUGUUGCCAUGUUGGUGUAAUCUGCAAACCAAAGUCUGCUAAGCAUUGAGCAGAGGAUGAACACGUGGUAUUGAGCUCAUGCCUUCUUCUGCUGGACCCUCGGUACUACUGGCUAAGCAUUAACACGUGGCACUUGAGCCAAACUACAAAUAUGGUUUCUGAUAAGUGCUUCUUGCCACGUUUGUGUUUGUUUGAGUGUUCAUUUUCCUGUUUUUGAUUUAGUCAGCUGCUCUAGGGCACCUGUUGACCACAUAGGAAAUACAAGUAGGAACUUUUGUGCAGUAAACUUUAACAUAUUCUGAGGAAUCUGGAGGAACUUUUUUUUUUCUUUUUCAGGAAGUUAAGUUUGUGUUUUGUAGUGUAACUUAAAUAGGUAAUUCUAUAAUGCUAUUGCUAGUAAGCUAAGGACACAACCAGUGGAGGCAAAGGCAGCUCAGAUUCUGCUACAAAAAGCUUCCACCAUGGACGAGGUGGUGGCUGCUGGGGCUACGUCAGAGCGGAUCUAGAGGGAGCCAUUGCACUUCCUGUCAAUGCUACUGUGCAGAAACUGGCUCGACUUUAGCCAGGGGAACUAAAUGGGUUAAAAAAAAAAAGAAGGUAUUUACACCUGGUUCCUCCUCAUAUUGUCACUCUCUUAAAAUAAUGGCCUAAGUUAUUUUUUUUCAGGUUUUUCAGAAAAGACAAAAAACCUGAACCAAACAUUGAAAAUAUGAUCAUUUAGGUUAAAAUAAAUCUUUCAUUAAAAAAAUGACUUAGGCCAUUAAGAGGAUGGCAAUGUGCAACUUUUUGGGGCUAUAGCUCCACGAGCUUUAAAGGGGACAUAUGAUGCUUUUAAAUCCUUCCUUUUCAUAUGUAAAUCAUUCACUUGUGGUCUGUAUAAAGUAAACUGCAGUGCUUUAGUCUGAAUUCCUCAUUAUUGUAGCUCAACAGACCCCUCGUUUACACCUGUUCUGAGGCGCGUCUUACAGCAAAAUCGUUUUGGUGCGGUCUCUUUAAAUGUGAAGGAGACAUUUAACGCCCCGACCCCUCCAGGUCGCAGAGCGUUCCACUCCACCCGUUGAGCCAUUUUUGUAGUUUGAUAGCAGUGGGACGGUUAGAUACCAGCAGAGAAACAAUGAGGACUUUCCCCAUUGCUGUGGGUUCAUAUCCGAGUAAAAAAAAAAAAAAAA
Messenger RNA from Archocentrus centrarchus (flier cichlid), 6697 nucleotides. It is a transcript of the gene zcchc14, whose product is annotated as zinc finger, CCHC domain containing 14. Gene Ontology annotation, molecular function: zinc ion binding; protein binding; nucleic acid binding. NCBI's taxonomy places the organism in Eukaryota, Metazoa, Chordata, Actinopteri, Cichliformes, Cichlidae. The record is from RefSeq and is a predicted model, not a curated record. The coding region runs from base 894 to 4454 and encodes 1186 amino acids. The transcript has 14 exons.